Molecule: messenger RNA, 1374 nt
Organism: Pseudo-nitzschia multistriata
Lineage: Eukaryota; Bacillariophyta; Bacillariophyceae; Bacillariales; Bacillariaceae
Source: the annotation of a GenBank genome assembly
CUCGGCGCCGUACCGUACCGCAGCAACCAUUAUUUCAAGCUUUUUUUGCACUUCCGUGUGAACGUUAACCAUCGUCCGAGGCCCCUCGAAAGAACUAUCCAAACAAUACAAACACGACAAUGGUAGGUACCGUUGUUAUCGCACCGCAGGUCUCGGAAUGGCAGGCAAUCGUUGCUGUUGCGACGUCCAAGGCUCUGCGUCGCCGGUCUUGUGCAACGAAACGGGAGUGAACCAUUAACCAUUUCCUCCCUGGCCACUAAGAGUCUUGUGUUGGUGCUGCGUUCGGAACGCAUCGGUGGAGGUUUCACCAAGGAUUGCGCAAAUGGAGUGUGUUCUGUUCUGUUCUGUUUGUAGUAUGCCCACCAAUUGUUUGCAGAAUGUGUUGCACCACUUGUGUUGUUUGUUUGUUUGUUUGUUUGCUCACGGGUUUUCGCUCUUCCCAACACACCGUAACACCGUAACACCAUAACACAUCAACACAAUACCAAUACCAAUACCUCACUAACAAACAAUACCACACAACACCAGUCCGGCAAAGGCGGUAAAGGAGGAAAAGGAGGAAAGGGAGGAAAGGCCCCGACCAGCAAGAAGGCCCCGCAAUCGAGGAGUUCCAAGGCCGGUCUCCAGUUUCCCGUGGGCCGUGUCCACCGUUUCCUGAAGAAUUCCGUCCACCAGGGACACCGGGUGGGAGCCACGGCCGCCGUGUACACGUCGGCCAUCCUGGAAUACCUCACGGCGGAGGUCCUCGAGCUGGCGGGAAACGCCUGCAAGGAUCUCAAGGUAAAGCGCAUCACGCCGCGCCACCUGCAGCUCGCGAUUCGAGGAGACGAAGAACUGGACGCCCUCAUCAAGGCCACCAUUGCCGGUGGUGGUGUCAUCCCGCACAUCCACAAAUCGCUCAUCAACAAGUCUGCUAAGGGAAAGAAACCAAAGUUCUAGGAACUGUGCUUGCUCCACUACGGUGUGUGCAAUGGUUCACUCCGACUCAUCCAAAGAGGCACCAGGGUGCAAUGUUGUGCGUCGUGUUUUGUGUCGCCUACCGGUGGUGUUUGCGUCUCCCGGUGCGUCGCGUUGCAUGGCAUGGCAUGGCAUGGCAUGGCGUUGCGUUGCGUUCCAACGACCAAGGCACGACCUUUCGGGAGAUAUGGUUUGGUUCCUGUCGUUAUGGCAUUUCUGCUGCACUUGUUGAUAUCCCGGCCCAUGGGGAAUAAGCCGGGGGAGUUUUUUGUGUUGUACCGUGCGAUCGUGAACGAAUUGCACCCAUGGGCAUGGCCAGCCAAAUCCAUCGGUUUGUCCGCGGGAGCACUCUGCUCAGGUAGUCUACGUUGUAUUGUAUUAAUUUAAUCACUUUUUUUAUAAAAAGAUACAUUUUAG